Molecule: messenger RNA, 2142 nt
Organism: Thunnus maccoyii (southern bluefin tuna)
Lineage: Eukaryota; Metazoa; Chordata; Actinopteri; Scombriformes; Scombridae
Product: guanine nucleotide-binding protein G(q) subunit alpha-like
Exons: 7
Coding region: 419-1525 (368 amino acids)
Biological process (GO): action potential; adenylate cyclase-modulating G protein-coupled receptor signaling pathway; phospholipase C-activating dopamine receptor signaling pathway
Cellular component (GO): heterotrimeric G-protein complex
Molecular function (GO): guanyl nucleotide binding; GTPase activity; G-protein beta/gamma-subunit complex binding
Source: RefSeq, a predicted model, not a curated record
GAGCGGAGCAAAACUGCGCGCAGAGGAGGAUAACAGAGUUUCAUGUAAAUACAAACAGUAAAGGUGGCAUGGGAAUCAUUUUCUUGCCACGAAGAAUUACUUUUGCCAAAUUUUUUGUGUUAUUUUGUAGCGCAAUGAAGUGACACUCCGCCUUGUUCACCCCACCACGUCCGGAGCUUAGCUACCAGGGGUAAAGACUCGCUUCUUCAGUUUUUAACUUAUUGCACAAAGUUAAUUUCCUGUCCACAGGAGAGGAACAAGGUAAUGCAAACACCCUUGAGAAUAACGACUUUACUUCCUCAAAUUUACAUUUGACAAACCUUCUUUACGGCGCAGGAGAAAAUAGUUUUGGCGCACGCAUUAGGGUUUUCUGUGGAGUUAAUCAAUAAUACAUUGACUUUAGGAUACACAGGGCUCUAUGUGUCUGAAGUGUUAUCCAGGAGAAAUGACUCUGAGCUCCUUGAGCGCUUGCUGCCUCAGCGCUGAGGCCAAAGAGGCUCGCAGGAUCAGCGAUGAGAUAGAGAGACAGCUCCGCUGGGACAAGAAGGACCUCCAACGGGAAUACAAGCUCCUUUUGCUCGGGACUGGUGAAAGUGGGAAGAGCACUUUCAUCAAGCAGAUGAGGAUCAUCCAUGGCCGUGGAUACUCCGAUGAGGACAAGAGAGGUUUCACACAGCUGGUCUACCAGAACAUCUUCAAAGCCAUGCAGGCCAUGAUCCAGGCCAUGAAUAUACUGAAAAUCCCCUACAAGUAUGAAAACAACAAGGCCAAUGCCAGUAUUAUCAAUGAGGUUCAUGUGGAGAACGUCACAACAUUAACAAACCCUUACGUGGAUGCCAUCAAGAGCCUGUGGAGUGAUCCGGGGAUUCAGGAAUGUUACAAUCGGAAGAGGGAAUACCAGCUCUCAGACUCGGCCAAAUACUACCUGAAUGACUUGGACCGAAUCUCUGAUACUGCUUACCUGCCAACCCAGCAGGAUGUGCUGAGGGUCAGGGUGCCCACAACAGGUAUUAUCGAGUACCCCUUUGACCUGGAGAAUGUGGUGUUCAGGAUGGUGGAUGUGGGUGGCCAGCGUUCAGAGAGGAGGAAGUGGAUUCACUGUUUUGAGAAUGUGACCUCCAUCAUGUUCCUGGUGGCGCUCAGCGAGUACGAUCAGGUCCUUGUUGAGUCACCCACCGAGAAUCGAAUGGAGGAAAGCAUGGCCUUGUUCCAGACAAUCAUAACCUCCAAGUGGUUCAUACAGUCUGCAGUCAUCUUGUUCCUCAACAAGAUAGACAUUCUGGAGGAGAAAAUCAUGUAUUCACAUUUGGUCGACUACUUCCCUGAAUAUGAUGGUCCCCAGCAGGAUGUCAAAGCAGGGAAAGAGUUCAUCUUAAAUAUGUUUGUGAGUCUCAAUCCAGACAAAGUAAGAUUAAUCUACUACCACUUCACCUGUGCCACAGACACAGAAAACAUUCGAUUUGUCUUCCAUGCGGUGAAAGACUACAUCUUGCAGGAAAACCUGAUGGACUACAACUUGGUUUAAAACUGUGAUGGUGCCGCUGUAAUUCAAUCUACCUUGUACAGCUGGCAGUCAAGAGAGCUCUGCAGUGCUUCAGUUUCCCUCACGCUGCUGCUGAACACUAUAAUCCAAAACAGGAAAUUGAGAAACUACGGAGCUUGUCGCCAAAUGACUGUACUACUGAUGUAUUUCAAAUUCUCCUGUUAGGCUCUUUGGAAAUGGAUUUCUCCAGCUAUAAUGAAGUGUGUCCUGACAAUUAAAGUGCUGCCUUAGUGAGGAGUCUAUUAUAGUAUGCACUCAAAAUUAUGGAGCUCUUUGUGAACAUUUUUGAGCAGUAACAGUAUAAAUGCACAUGGAUGAAUUGAGAGGGGAAAAUAUAUUUUAUGGGGCCUCAUAAGCCUCUGAGGACUAGCGAUGCUCUAGGUCUCUCCUUCAGGGAAUCUGUGGAAGUGAAUGUAGACUAACUGCAGUGGUGGAACAAGUAUUCAGAUCCUUUACUUAAGUAAAAGUACCAAUACAGCAAUGUAAAAAUACUCUAUUACAAGUAAAAAAUCUUGCAGGAAAAAUCCUAUUUAAGUAGCAGCAAAAUGUAGUUAAAAUAUUGCAGUAAAAGUAGUGGUUUGGUCUCUCUGACUGAUAUA